This is a messenger RNA of Platichthys flesus (European flounder), 4503 nucleotides long. It is a transcript of the gene maff, whose product is annotated as v-maf avian musculoaponeurotic fibrosarcoma oncogene homolog F. Gene Ontology annotation, cellular component: nucleus. The transcript is spliced from 3 exons. Gene Ontology annotation, molecular function: DNA-binding transcription factor activity, RNA polymerase II-specific; RNA polymerase II cis-regulatory region sequence-specific DNA binding. NCBI's taxonomy places the organism in Eukaryota, Metazoa, Chordata, Actinopteri, Pleuronectiformes, Pleuronectidae. Gene Ontology annotation, biological process: regulation of epidermal cell differentiation; regulation of transcription by RNA polymerase II. The coding region runs from base 2369 to 2845 and encodes 158 amino acids. The record is from RefSeq and is a predicted model, not a curated record.
CGGAGCUGAGUGAGCGGUUUAUUGCUGAAUCACCCUGACUUAACGAAACGGCCGUGGCUUCGGUUCUAGCCGGAGUGGAGUCCACCGCCGGGCUCUGGUCGGUCCGACCACCGAGGUUCCUGCAAUUCCUCCAGGUCCCACGCAUUCCGGGAAAUGGGUUGUUUUUGUCAGCGAACUGCAGACCAUUAUGACCAGUGUCUUAUUCGCCUGAGGUGGAUCACCUCGUCGUAUACAGUGUUCAACAUCAGUGUUAGGAUUUGACUUUACUUAUUGUGGGAUUUAUGAAAACACAGUCUCUAUUUUCAGUAUUCAUAAAAUAGUGUUUUUGUUGUUGUACUACAAAUCCUUGGUGAACAUGAAGACUUACACAGCCAAAGAAAUGCUGAACUUCAUUAACUCACUAAAAAUAGUGAUGUUAUGUGUGCGCUUACCUAAUCUUAAGUCCAUAGCUUUCCUUAAUUGUCCCUAAAACACAAGUUGAAGAUUGAGGACAUUUGACCCAUUUACAAGUUCAAAGACAACUGUGCUCUUUCAAAACGGUGACUUGCUUAUUUAUUUUGACAUGUCACUUUAGGAAAGUUAGUUUAGUUUAGAGAUUGUUGUCAAUAAUGACAAUUUAUUGAAAGGAUAUUAUGUAUCUUUUGUUAGAAUGCUAAAGAAGCAUUGUUAAAUAGUUAGUAAUACAUUCAUUGCACUAACAAAGCAAAACAUUGUACUAAAGUAUUGGAACAUUAUUACAUUGUUAGAACUGUGAUAGUGGCAUUUACCUUAUUACUAUAUAACAGAUGAACUUUAUUAAUGUCUUGGAAUUAUUAAAAUCUCCUUAACUAUGAUCAUUUAUUUUAUAAUGUUUUAUUUUAAUCUUCAAAGUUGCGAAAUUAAAGAGAAGAAAAAUAACCAUGUACAGGAAUUGUAGGCCUCGUGUGACGUCACAGCUCAGUUUUACUCUCGGAGUUCAGCCGGGGUUCAAGGGGGUUUGUAUUCGUAACUGACCUUGAACCCCCCCCCCACACCCCACCCCUUCUCAUUAAAACAAAACUCAACUAAAUCUAUCUUAACUCACAUGACUCCCGUUUGGUUCCUCCCCCAUUCACGUCUACUUGGGAGUGUGUUUUUCUCUGGAAGUGCUGGAGUCAGCAGAACAAUCUAAGUGUUGUCUUUUACAAACACUGGAAAUGUGGGUCACUGUGGCCACACACACUUUGAUUUGGCAGCCAUAAACGAAAAGGUCAUUGAGGAAGACUUUCUCUUUAGCAAGUCACCUCAGGUGACAACAGCCGAAAUGGAUGUCGGGUAUAAAUACCUAACUUAACUUCAAAUGGAUCCUAACCCCAAUCCUCUUUUAUCAGGGGUAUAAAUGUGUUAAACUUUAAUAUAUCUCAAUGGAAAGCAGACAGAAAUCCAAUCCAACCUGCGAACGUAACACUGAAUUGCCUAAAGUCAACCACUCCAAGUUCUAACAUCACAACAAGAGCUUUUCCCACGAGUUUCUUUGAAAACAAACGGCACGUCCCGUUCUUUAUAAACGUUAUUGUUGAAAGGUUUACAGGAGUUACGAGGCCAAAACGAGAUGUCAAAGAUCACAAAUAUGCUCUGGAAGCUGCAAAUGACUGUAAUCAGGAGGCGGUGAAAUUUAGCUGCAGCAUUACCUCGUCUAGAUCGGCCUGUUUCUCAAAGAAAAAUGAUAGUGCGAAGAGUUGGCUCACUAAGCUGCCAAAAGCUCAACAGUAACCACAGGGCUGUAUUUUGCCAGCUACGUAUAUGUGGUAUCACAAGUUUUGUCGUCAAGUUUUUUUCUUACUCUCUCCUCCACUCUCUGUAGGCGACAGUGUGACAAAACAAAAGCCCAGCCACUCUUCAUAUUGCGAAAGCAAACACAGUAACCUUAAUGAAAAGCCCAGUGGGGAAAACACCCUGGGGCUUGAUAAAGUCAAGGUUGAACUUGUUGGUCUCGAUUGAAUAUUAACGGGAAGAGAUAUUUUAGCCACUCAGCUGAAACAACCUCAGAGUGAAGUGCAGAGUCAUUUCUAUCAACACUGUAGUGAUCCGAGCUCCACAGCUGAGGGGGAAGAAAAAAGGAAAAACAGAUCUAGUUGGCCCGCGUCGAGGUUGGACUUUAAUCCCACAUAACAACAUUUGUGAGCUGACCUUAAGAGGAGUGCAGGAAGUCCCAGCGUGGCGUGUGCUAACUGCUCAAUGAGAGAGAAAUUUCCUAAUAGAGUAGUGUUAAGGCGGAACCGACUCAAACAGACACUGUUACUGCUGCUGGCUGGAAGAAGAAUCACCCAGGUCCACCUUUAAAUGCUCUUGAGUGUCUGUAUCUGUGUUGACUGGUGCUUGGGGGGUAAAAGCUGAAGACAUUUGGAUCAUGACGACAGAAAGAAACAGCAAAGCCCUGAAGGUGAAGCAGGAAUGUGGCGAGAACGUGCCCGUCCUCUCAGACAGUGAGCUCAUGUCCCUCACGGUACGGGAGCUGAACCUCCACCUGCGCGGCAUGUCCCGCGAGGAGAUCCAGAAGCUGAAGCAGCGCCGCCGCACCUUAAAGAACCGGGGCUACGCCGCCAGUUGCCGGGUCAAGCGGGUUUCCCAGCGCGAGGCCCUGGAGCAGCAGAAGACGGAGCUCCAGAGGGAGGUGGAUAGACUCGGCGCAGAGAACGCCGGCAUGAGGAAGGAGCUGGAGGGCCUCGGCGCGCGCCUGGCCGCUCUCCAGAGAUUCGCCCGGGGUCUGGAGGCCGGCGGGGGCAACCUGCUGGCCACGGCGCCGCGUCUCAACACCGCCUCCGUCAUCACCAUCGUCAAGAGUCCGCCACAGCCUCAGGCACAGAGAGAACACGAGCCGUCCUAGAAGGAGCUGCUGGGACCAGACUUGGGGAGGGAUGCACAACCUGCAAUGCAAACACACAUUCAUACACACACACAUCCGCAGGCAUACAUGUACUAUACACAUGCUAAAGAAUAGGAAGACAAAUAGGAAAAUUAGCAGGAAUAUACUAAAUCCUUGUGUGCGUCGAGCCCCGUUCACAUGACGACGGGCGUCAUUCAGUCGUGUGUGUGAUACGGCGCCGACAGUGCGGCGUGUGACAUCAUCGCAACGACAACAGCUACGUUUAAUUUUUUCUAAAGCAACAGCUGAGAAUUCAUCCAGGACAAGUGGAGGUGUCCUCUACUUCAUGCUAUUUUUUUAUAAUGCUAUAGCUUAGCCCGACUGAAAUUGACUCAAGUGGGUUUGUUGAGAAACCCUAGAGCUCAGUUACGUUCAGAACAACGCAGCAUGUGCAUUGUGAGCGAGGCGUCGGGCACGGACGUGUGCAGAAUCCUCACAACCCGAAUACAGUCGACUGACUAAACUCACUGGACUGAAGCCGGAACAACCCAAACAAGAGUUACUGUACAUCUCCCACCACUCAACGAAGCCAGCCUGUGACGCCAGUGCUCCCUGAAAGUGCUGCCGAGCGACCGGCUUCAGCCUCUUCCCCGUUUUCAGUUUAUGGCACCUGACCAACAAGCAAAAAAAAACCUGCCAGGGUGGAGCUGACGUAUGCCAUGCGCUGCUUCCUCUAGCUUGACAAACGUCUGCAUUCCUGGUACAGUUGUAGUCUGAAGCUUGCUAGUGUUUCCUCAUAAGCAGUCCAGGGUCAUGUGUUGCUGUUAGCAUGCAAGAGAAUGUUUCACUGUAUGAAUCACUUGGUCAUUAACGGAGAAUUUCUCAACUUCAGCGUCACUUGAUAUCCAGGCAGGGGCCAUGGGGGAUUCCCCAGACUCCACUCUCGCAUUCUGACAUUUCCUUCAUUCUUCCAAAAAAAAUAAGUAAUACACAGCAGUAUGCUACCUAACAGCUCCCUUAGCAAUGAGGCCACGAGGAUUUUGGAAUCAAAUAGUUUUUACACACUCCAGAAAACAGGUUGAGAAUCGCUGUGUUCAUGAAUUCAAAACGGUUCAUUAAGUGAAAUGUCUUAGUUUUGGGUUUUUCAGUCUCCCUUCCCGUUCUGGCCCUUGGUUCGAGGAGAACGUUUCGUACGACCUGUGCACACAUUUCCCACAUUACUGCAGUGCCUUCAGUGUAUGUCGGAGUUAUAAUAAUGGAAACCUAAGAGAGAGAAGGUUGAAAGACUGUAAUCGCUCCUUCUUACCUGUUCAUGAUCACACAUUUUCUUUUUUUUCUCUUUACAAUUCCUCCUUUUAAACCACCCCACUACUUGUUUCACGACCCCCUAAUUUUGAUACACUUUGCUGCGGCUUCCCUCCUUUUUCUAUAUCUGCUAGACUCCCAACAACAGAUGUUGGUCAUUUUGCCAAAAACGUGUCAAAGCGGAGUCGCAUCUGGUCGGUAUUACACACUCACAAACGAUGCAAAUCCUCUGCAAACAUUCCCGGUUUUUGUGUUCUUAUUUGUAAUGUUUGUAUGUGCCGUUGAGAGACGAAAAUGUUGAGUGACAUUUAUCAGAGAUAUAUUCUAUAUUUUAUUUGUAUUUAAAGGUAGAUAUUAUUAAAAAGACAAGCUAA